AUGGCGAGUGCGACGGAGGGAGGAGGAUUGAUGAGUUUCACGGUGGCUUCAGUAAUGGAGGAUGUGUUGCAGCAACACGGAAAUGGAUUGGGAGAUCAUGAUUUAGAGUAUCGUCGAGCUGAAGAAGCUGCGUCGAGGAGAUAUGAGGCGGCUAAUUGGCUGAGGAAGAUGGUUGGAGUUGUGGGAGCUAAAGAUUUGCCUGCUGAGCCAACAGAAGAAGGGUUUAGGCUUGGAUUAAGAAGUGGGAUUAUACUUUGUAAAGUCCUUAAUAAGGUCCAACCUGGGGCUAUUUCAAAGGUUGUGGAAAGUCCUUGUGAUGCUAUUCUUGUUGCGGAUGGAGCGCCGUUAUCGGCGUUUCAGUAUUUUGAGAAUGUUAGGAACUUCCUUGUUGCUAUUCAGGAAAUGGGGUUUCCAACAUUUGAAGCAUCUGAUCUUGAGCAAGGAGGAAAAGCUUCUCGUAUUGUGAAUUGUGUUUUGGCAAUCAAAUCGUAUGAUGAAUGGAAACAAAGUGGUGGAAUUGGAGUUUGGAAAUUUGGUGGUAGCAUAAAGCCUCCUUCACUUGGGAAAUCAUCAUUUGUGAGGAAAAACUCAGAGCCGUUCAUGAAUUCUUUAUCUAGAACCUCAUCCAUCAACAACGAGAAAUCUCUCUCUGAGACUGAUUCUAACAAACUGUCCAAUUCAGGUUCCUUGAGCACACUUGUUCGCGCUGUUCUAUCAGAUAAAAAGCCUGAGGAUGUGCCCAAACUGAUUGAAACUCUACUAAGCAAAGUAGUCGAAGAGUUUGAAAAUCGAGUUACUAAUCAGUAUGAGUUGGUUAGAGCAGCUCCAAGAGAAUCAACUUCUUCACCUAACAACAGAUCCUUUCUUAAACCUCUUGGUGAAAGAGAGAGGGAAGAGAAGAGUUUCAAAGCUAUAAAGAAAGAUGAAACCAUUCAGAAAAGUCAGAUUGUUGAAGAAGAGAAGAAAAAUCGACAAUUUAAACAACUGACAAUCUUCAACCAACAACAAGAAGAUAUAGAAGGACUAAGGCAGACACUUUACACUACAAGGGCUGGUAUGCAAUUUAUGCAGAAGAAAUUUCAAGAAGAGUUCUCUUCUCUUGGUAUGCACAUUCAUGGCCUUGCUCAUGCUGCUUCUGGCUAUCACCGAGUUCUUGAAGAAAACCGGAAACUUUAUAAUCAGGUGCAGGACCUCAAGGGUAGCAUCCGUGUAUAUUGUCGGGUACGACCAUUUUUGCCUGGACAAUCCAACUUUUCUAGUACUAUUGGGAACAUGGAGGAUGAUACCAUAUCAAUUAAUACUGCAUCAAGACAUGGAAAGUCACUAAAAUCUUUCACUUUCAACAAAGUCUUUGGGCCGUCCGCGUCUCAAGAAGAGGUGUUCUCUGAUAUGCAGCCAUUGAUCCGUUCUGUUCUUGAUGGAUACAAUGUCUGCAUAUUUGCAUAUGGUCAAACUGGAUCAGGAAAAACAUUCACAAUGAGUGGACCAAGAGAUCUAACGGAGAAGAGUCAAGGAGUUAAUUACAGAGCACUUGGUGAUCUGUUUCUUCUUGCUGAACAAAGAAAAGACACAAUCCGUUAUGAUAUUGCUGUUCAGAUGAUUGAGAUUUACAAUGAGCACGUCAGAGACCUUCUGGUUACUGAUGGAAGCAACAAAAGAUAUCCUUUUUCAUCAAAUGAGAUCAGGAAUAGCUCUCAAAAGGGUCUAAGUGUACCGGAUGCAAGUCUUGUGCCGGUUUCUUCAACAUUUGAUGUUAUUGAUCUGAUGAAAGUUGGGCAUAAGAAUCGUGCUGUUGGAUCAACAGCUUUGAAUGAUCGAAGCAGCCGCUCUCAUAGCUGCUUGACUGUUCAUGUUCAAGGAAGAGACUUAACUUCAGGAGCUGUUCUUCGCGGAUGUAUGCACCUUGUGGAUCUAGCAGGCAGUGAAAGGGUAGACAAAUCCGAGGUUACUGGAGACAGACUAAAAGAAGCACAACAUAUCAAUAGAUCCCUCUCUGCUUUAGGAGAUGUGAUUGCUUCACUAGCUCACAAGAAUCCACAUGUUCCUUACAGAAACAGCAAACUCACUCAACUCCUUCAGGACUCUCUUGGAGGACAAGCAAAGACAUUGAUGUUUGUCCACAUUAGUCCUGAGGCAGAUGCAGUUGGGGAAACAAUAAGCACUUUGAAGUUUGCAGAGAGAGUAGCUACAGUUGAGCUUGGUGCCGCUCGAGUGAACAACGAUACUUCAGAUGUUAAGGAACUCAAAGAACAGGUUGCUACUCUUAAAGCCGCACUCGCAAGAAAAGAAGCAGAGUCACAACAGAACAAGAUCUUAACAACUCCUACUGGCUCUGAGAAACACAAAACCAAAACUGGUGAAGUAGAGAUUCAUAACAAUAACAUCAUGACAAAGAAAUCCGAGAGCUGUGAAGUAGAGGAGAUUACAGUGAACUCACCACCUUGGCCACCAGUAGCAAGUCCAGGCCAAACCUACAGAGACGAAGACCGAAGUUUCGGGUCAAGCGAGUGGGUUGAUAAGGUAAUGGUGAAUAACAGACAAGACGAGAUGAGAAGAGUAGAGAGUCUUUGGGGAGGAGGAGGAACAACAACAGACAAUGGGAUUAGUAUUCUUCCUGAAGAUUUUUACAGGAGAGAUCUUUCUUCAGACACUUCAAGAAUAUUCUCUGAACAUUCUUACAACAUCUUCAUGGGAAACAACAACAUCACAGAUGAUCUAGAUGCAGUCACAAGUGACUCAUCUGAGCCAGAUUUGCUCUGGCAAUUUAACCAAUCCUCCAAGAUAACAACAACAACAAGCACUAUCGAGUCAAAACCAAAGAAACCAGUCUCAAAACCGAUAAAAAGUCCUCAAUUCAGGAACUCGAACACGGUUUCACGUCCUUUAGCUUCGCAGAAGCUCACGAAUGGUACUCGUGGCACGAAACAGUUAGGUCCUGCUGAUAUGAAGAGAAAAGCUAGCGUAAGACAUUGA
Arabis nemorensis is the source of this 2973-nucleotide messenger RNA. The record is from the annotation of a GenBank genome assembly. NCBI's taxonomy places the organism in Eukaryota, Viridiplantae, Streptophyta, Magnoliopsida, Brassicales, Brassicaceae.